CGUGACUAUUGAGUUGACGUCAUUGAAAAUGGAUGAAAACACAUAUAAAGUCCAAAGUCCAGUGACGCUCAAAAUAUUUAUCACACAAUAUUUAUCACACAUAUUGAUCAACUCUUGCAGUGUCUCAAAAAUAUUCGAUUGACAGCAUUCUCAUGUGCCCCGUUAGGCCACUCCAUACCUACUAAAUAUAACUAGCCCUCUACCCUCUAAUACCCACCUCAACAUGGCGCCCGAAAAGCCCCCCACCAACAUGCCCCAAGUGUCAGGUUUUUGCACCAACCACAAGGAAAGCUACCCGGCCAUCGACCCGCUCAAGGCGAACCUAAGCGGCAAAUCGGUCGUCAUUACCGGAGCUUCCAAAGGCGUCGGCCGCGCCACGGCCUUGUCCUUCGCCAGAGCCGGCUGCAGCCGCAUUGCUAUAUCCGCUCGGUCCCCCCUCGACUCACUCGAAACAGAACUACGCGCCGCUGCCAAGGAGGCCAAGCGUCCCGAGCUCACUAUCGUCAAUAUGACGGUCGAUGUAACCUCGGAAGACGAUGUCAAGAAGUACGUCGCGGCCGUAGACGAGAAAUUCGGCGGUAAGGUGGAUGUGCUCGUCAACAACGCCGGGUACAUGGAGGAGUGGGUACCGUUUGCCGAGACAGAACCGUCCAAGUGGUGGCGCAGCUGGGAGGUCAACAUUCGGGGUCUGUACCUCUGCGCCCGCCAUUUCUUGCCCCUGGUGCUGGCGAGUGAGACCAAGGCGAUACUCAACAUGUCAAGCACGGGGGCCCAUGGCCUGACCCAGGGCGCCAGCGCCUACCAGAGUACCAAGUUUGCCGUCUGUAGAUUGGCCGAGUUCAUGACCAGCGAUCACUGGGACGACGGGCUUGUAGCCAUCGCUAUGCAUCCCGGUGGUCUCCGGACGGAGCUGGGUUUGAACAUGCCCAAGUUCAUGCACAAGGUGCUUGUCGAUGCGCCCGAGCUGCCGGGGGAUUUCAUGGUUUGGUUAGUGAGUGGAGGUAAUGAGAGAAGGGAGUGGUUGAGGGGACGGUAUUUGAGUGCCAAUUGGGACGUGGACGAGUUGGUGGCCAAGAAGGACGAGAUUGUCGAGGGCGACAAGUUGAAGUUUAGACUGGUUUUGUGAGGAAAACGUCCGGGACGGGCAUCAGAAAGGAGUUUUGGGGGAUUAGAGAAGACAUAAUCCGUAAAUCAUGUGAUAGCCUUGCUCCAGCUGCCCGUGAAGUGCCAUUAUAGCCUUUGGAACAUGUUGCUGCUCGUGGACGGAGUCGGAUUUCUUUGAGAACGAACAUGCUCAAGCCGUGCUUAUAGUUAUAACCUCAUCAUCGUGAGCUUUUUGACAGUAAACUUAGGCUAUGGCUCUGAAUCGCAACCAAAG
Messenger RNA from Pseudomassariella vexata, 1378 nucleotides. RefSeq lists its product as uncharacterized. Lineage: Eukaryota; Fungi; Ascomycota; Sordariomycetes; Amphisphaeriales; Pseudomassariaceae. The transcript has a single exon. The record is from RefSeq and is a predicted model, not a curated record. Bases 224 to 1126 code for a protein of 300 amino acids. Gene Ontology annotation, molecular function: oxidoreductase activity, acting on the CH-OH group of donors, NAD or NADP as acceptor.